This is a messenger RNA of Raphanus sativus (radish), 1188 nucleotides long. Its product is annotated as U-box domain-containing protein 51-like. The record is from RefSeq and is a predicted model, not a curated record. The transcript is spliced from 3 exons. NCBI's taxonomy places the organism in Eukaryota, Viridiplantae, Streptophyta, Magnoliopsida, Brassicales, Brassicaceae. The coding region runs from base 1 to 1188 and encodes 395 amino acids.
AUGGAGAGAAAUGAAGUAAGGGAAGGGCCUAUAGCUAUUGCAGUUGACAGAGAUAAAACAAGCAUCCAAGCUCUUAAAUGGGCUUUAGAGAAUCAUAUUCCCCAAGGAGAAACAGUAAAACUUGUUCAUGUCAUCCAAAGAUCUGCAAAUGGACCUAAUACAGAUGAUGAACUGUCUGAAAGAGAGCAAAAACAUAAACAAGUCGCUCGUUUUCUUCCAUUGCGUUGUCUUUGUAUGCGACAAAAUAUACAAACCGAAGUAGUUUUGCUCGACGAUCAAGAUGUUGCAAAAGCAUUGAUCGAAUAUAUUAGCCAUAACUUAAUUUCUACAUUCUUCAUAGGUGCCUCUUUGAAGAAAAGCAUUACAAGGCUGUUCAAGGUUGAUGACAUUCCAAGUAAUGUGAUGAGAUGGGCUCCAGAUUUCUGCAAUGUCUUAAUAGUAUCAAAGGGAAGACUAUCGAGUGUACGUUCAGCCACUAGGCCAUUACCUCUAGCAUUACCAUCUCCUUCUUCAGGGACUGCACCGUUGUCACCACUCAGCGGCACCGAUGAGCUUCCCUCUGAAAUGUCAUUGUCAAGAGAAGACGACGUUUUGUUUGGGGAGUUCUCAUCACUGUCUAGAGACUCUACUGCGAAUCUCAGUGAUAGGAUCAGUACAGAUAGUUCGGGUCUCUCUUUCUAUAAGAAACUUGGAGCUCCACAGAUGUUGGAUAUUCCUAGAUUAAUCUCUGGUCUGGAUGAUGAGAAAUCCAUGUUUUCGAUGUAUCUUAAUAGUCCUUCUGAUGAAAAGAACUGUACAUUAGCUUCCUCACUACUACCACCAAUGGAUAACGCGGAUGAUGAGAAGAGAAGGCUGAAGAGAGAGCUGAAGGAGACGAUGAGCAUGUACCACGCCGCCUGUAAAGAAGCCCUUGUGGCAAACGAGAAAGUAGCUGAGCUGGAGAUAUGGAAAAAGAAAGCAGAGAAAAUGCUUAAGAUGGCUGAAGAAACAGCAACAAUGGCCAUCAUGGAGAUGGAUAAGAGAAAACUGGAGGCAGAGACGAUGAAGGUUGUGCGAAGGAGAGGGAAUGAUGACAGGAAGGUUGUUUUGGAUGAUCUUGGAGAGUCUCGUAUAGUGGUUAAGUAUGAGAGCUUGCUCCAUAUUGUAGUUGUUCUUUUCGUCUUCUGUUUUUAUUUCACAUUCAGAUAG